AUGGUGAAAAACUUUGACGUUGCGUUCUACACGCCUAUUUCGUGUUCUAACCGCAGUUCUAAAUUUUGUCAACUGGAUAAUGGACUUUUGGUUUUAUUGAUAUCUGACCCGGCAGAUACCUCUGCCGCCUGCAGCUUGACUGUAGCUUCAGGAUCGCAUAACAAUCCAGAUGAAAUUCCGGGGCUGGCACAUUUAUGUGAGCAUGUCAUACUUUCCUCGGGAUCCAGGAAAUCCCCACAGACUCAUGAUUACCAUGAGACCAUCGCAGAGAAUGGAGGUUCUCAAAACGCCUACACGACAGGCGAAGAUACCACGUUUUGUUUUGAACUGCCUGGCGCUUCUGAUUUGGGUGAGCUGGUGUUUGAAAAAGCGCUAGAACUAUUUGCCUCGUCAUUCAAAAAUCCGGUUUUCAGUGAUUCCAUCAUUAACAAAGAAAUCUACGCCAUCGAGAGCGAGCACAAUGUGAACAAAGCAUCAACAAAAAAACAAUUGUAUCAUGCAAUGCGUCUAUUGGCACAUAGACGCCACCCUUUUGGCCGAUUUUGCACUGGAAACUUCAACACUUUGUGCAAUUUUCCUAGCCUUCACAAAGUUAACUUGAAGCACGCGCUAUCUAUAUAUUUCAAGACCUAUUACAGGUCCCCUAAUAUGACCAUGUGCAUCAAAGGCUCGCAGUCCUUGAACGCUUUAACAAAACUUGCAGUGAAAUUUUUCGGGGACAUACCUGCAGAAGGGGAACUAAUAUCGCGGCCCAGCUUAAGACAUUUAUCCUCAUCAAAAUUGAAGAUCACCCACUCAAGUGAAAACUCUUCACUCUCAAAUUUUAAGAUUGCCAAGCUUGAAUGGUUGCCCAAAUAUCGAAAUUCGGAUGCUUUCAGUUCAUCAUUGUCAAGAAACAUAAUUGCAAUCAAUUCGUCAAAAAAUCCCGUUUUAAGGCUAAUCUUCCCGAUCAAUCAUAAGUUCACCAGAUUAUCAACCACUUCUCUAUUGAGCUUGUCCAAUAUCUGGUGUGACUUUUUCGGCGAGGAAAGUAUUGGUUCUUUAGCACAUUGUCUUAAGCAGCAAGAACUUGUCACCGGAAUCGUGUCUUCGGUAUCGCAAUUUUGUACGGGCGAAGACGGGUUAACAUUAGAGCUUUCUUUGACUCAAAAUGGCUGGCGAAAUACAGAAAGAAUACUGGGAAUUCUAUUUGAUAGAUACAUUCCUAACUUCAUACACGAUCAGACAGAGGAUAUCGCGCGAUAUUUAAGUGAUUUGAACGCCAUUGACCUACUGAAAUUUCUAUACGAAAGUACGGAGAUCUCUCCAAUGGAAAUUUGCGCUGAAUACAGCGCUCGCAUGCUCCUCGAUAUGGACGCCUUAAACCCUAAAUGUCUGUUGAAAGGGAGCCCCUUACUCGAAUGCAACCAAGAAAACUUCUCCAUCGGUGACUUCAGCGAAUCCUUGGAGAGUCAGACAUGGUGGAUCGGACAAGCCAUCAAAUUGCAAAAUUUCAUCAGUGAGUUCGUGAACCGACAAAACCUGCGUAUUGCGAUGCUGGGAGAUCGAUCAAGUUCAAGUUUGCUAAAUUCAACAGUAUCUUUUCCAAGAUCUGAUCCAGAUUACGAGUUCGACUAUUUUGAGGCUUCAAUUGACAUGUUUUCCGUCCAGACAGCCGCUGAAUCUUUACCCGACUACGAGUUUCGAGUCCCUAACUAUAACGCUUUCUUGCCUUCAGUAGGAAGAAAACUGGGAUUAAUUAAAAAGGCAUUAAGAGCUUCAUCAAAUCGGGCGCAGGAAGCAUCCUUGUCGCUUGUUGCCCAGAAAGAUUUGUUACAGAGUUCUCCUAGACUAACUAGUAAAAAUCAAAAUUGCGAACUGUGGGUAAAAGAAGAAGAGUUUGAUCUUUCCUUCAGAUCUAAGACCAUGGCAAGUUUUGAAGUGAUUAGCAAAAAAAUACAAGGCGCUCCUCUUCACACGAUGCAUCUGGAAAUACUUAGUCAAUUAUUGGCGGCGUUCAUUUCACCAAUACUCUACCCUUCUGAAAAAAUUGGUUAUACGUACGAGAUAUCUCCAUCCAGUAAAGGGGAUGUGCGACUGGGCUUCACAAUUUCAGGCUUUCCCGAGGGCGUAUACGCCAUCAUAAAAUUAAUUACUAGCAAUCUGAAGGAUAUGGUCGCCACCCGAAGAAUUUCACCGGCGAUGUUCCGCCAAGCGAGGGUGGCUGUCAGAAGCAAAUACGAAAAUGCAGCCUCCGAAAACUGUACCGCCCUAGCCACGGUUGGUCUCCUGAUUGUCCUAGAAGAAUGCAUGUGGCCUGUAGAGGACCGCUUAGAUGCUCUCGAAGAAAUCGACAUCGAGACAUUCAAAUCGUUUUGCUCUAGUUUUCUCACGAUGCCAACUUACCUGAACUUGUUUGUGCAGGGAGAUCUUAGCUAUGCGGACGCGAUUAAUGAUUUGCUCAUCUCCGAGUUUGCCGCCCAAAAUCAGUCACAAGAGGAAGCUACAGUUCGGGAGCCGGUGGCCCAUGUAUUGGAACCCGGGACCAAUGUAUAUAUAAAGCGUCAUGGAUCGCGUGAAGAUCCCAACAAUAGCAUCGUCUAUUUCAUUCAAACCGGUGACCGCGAUGAUAUGCGCAUAUUCACGCUUACCAGUCUUACAGAGUUUCUGAUGUCUACGACCUUGGUUCCAGAUUUGCGAACGAAAAAGCAAAUUGGUUACGCCGUAUUUGGAGGACUAAGAUUACUCACAACAACUGUCGGAAUCCACGUUACAUGUAUGUCUGGGUCUCCUCCAGAACAUCUGGAAUUUCAGAUCAACGAAUAUCUCUCGUUCAUGGAAAAGGAAAUUAUUGGCACAAUGUCAGAAGAAGACUUUCAAAGUAAUCUGAAAAAGUUCAAGGGGAUAACUCAGCGCGGUCCUGCGAAUAAAUUGCAAAAGACUGCCGGUCCCGCAGAUGUCAUGGCCCAAAUUGAAGCCAAUGUCCGAAGUGGAAACAUAGGAGAGCAAGGUGCGCCCAUGCUACAACACAAGCGCAUCAAACAUCAGAUUUCUUCUCGAAGAUAUAAUUUCGAUGUGGAAGACGAGCCUAUCGAUGAAAAUCUGUUGAAAACUUUAACGCUAAGACAGUAUCGCACGUUUUUCGACCAACAUAUUUCUAUCUAUUCGAAAACUAGAAGCAAAAUAUCGAUUAUGGUGGAGAGCGCUAUGAGUUUUGAUGAUAUAUCCAACAAACGUCUUUUCCUGCAGGUUGAAAGUUAUCUAAAGCUAAAAGGAUUGAAAAUAUCGACCGUUGAUCUGAAAAAAAUUAUAGAGGCAUCUCAAGGGAAGCCUCAGAGUUUGUUAAAGGAGCUGCUCAAAUAUUUUGCCUAUAAAGGAGAUGCAUUUAAGAUCUGUAAUCUGGCUCUCAAAGAAAUAUUUAGAGUCAUAAUGACCACCGUCAAACUGAACUCUACCAAUACACCCUCCGAAACUACUGUUGCAAUGAACAGAAAGGUUGCUUGUGCCCUUCCAUUAAUAAGAAUUGAGGAUGUAAAUGAAUACCGCUUACGUAAAUGA
Messenger RNA from Lachancea nothofagi CBS 11611, 3537 nucleotides. NCBI's taxonomy places the organism in Eukaryota, Fungi, Ascomycota, Saccharomycetes, Saccharomycetales, Saccharomycetaceae. The record is from the annotation of a GenBank genome assembly.